AUGUCUAAGAGCGACGACAUCAAAGCCUUUGCGGACAAAGACGGUCAUUUCCGAAGACAACCAUCGAAGUUCCGCGACUGGAUCUCAACAGAAUCAGGAGCCAAGUUUCCACCUGAGAAAGAUCGUUAUCUAACAGNNGUCCUCUACAUCAAUUGGGGAUGCCCCUGGGCGAAUCGCACAGCCAUUGUUCGCAUGCUCAAGGGCCUCGAGGACAUCAUCCAACUGGUCGUGAUGGACUACGUAAUGUUUUCUGAAGGCUGGGGCUAUAGCGGCCGUGACGGAACAGCUGAGAAGGAUCCUCUGUAUGGAUUCACCCGUCAUCGUCAGCUUUAUGAGAAAGCAGAACCGGGCUAUGAAGGUCGUGUCUUGGUACCCACGCUAUGGGACAAGAAGAGUGAAACCAUCGUCAACAAUGAAAGUUCAGAAAUCAUCCGCAUGUUCUACACCGAGUUUGACGACUUGCUGCCUGAGAGAUUCCAAGAGAAGAGCCAUCCCGCUGGCGGAUACUAUCCAAACUCUCUGAAACAGCAGAUCGAUGACUUCAACGAGUGGGUCUACGACACCAUCAACAAUGGCGUUUACAAGUGUGGCUUCGCCAGCUCACAAGAAGCCUACGACAAGAAUGUGGACAUCCUGUUUGAUAGCCUUGACCGCGUGGAAGCCCAUCUCAAGACUUCAGACGGACCGUUCUUGUUUGGCAACCAUCUCACCGAAGCAGAUAUCAGAUUGUACCCCUCGAUUGCGAGGUUCGAUGUCGCAUACCAUAACAUUUUCAAGUGCAAUUUGAAGAUGAUCAGACAUGAUUAUCCGACAAUUGACAAGUGGUACAGAAACAUAUACUACGACGAAGGAGAGGAGACAAGAGGUGGAGCAUUCAGAAAAGCGACACACUGGGAUGCUGUGAGUAUUUCCUUGCGGUUCUGUAUUCUGAGUGUACUGACACGAUUAGNNAUCAAAUUUGGAUAUGCUGGCGCGAAGAAGCUUCAAGUGGUGCCCAAAGGUCCUGUACCAGACAUCUUACCCAAAGAUGCGUGA
Aureobasidium musti is the source of this 1035-nucleotide messenger RNA. The record is from the annotation of a GenBank genome assembly. Lineage: Eukaryota; Fungi; Ascomycota; Dothideomycetes; Dothideales; Saccotheciaceae.